Molecule: messenger RNA, 9073 nt
Organism: Zonotrichia albicollis (white-throated sparrow)
Lineage: Eukaryota; Metazoa; Chordata; Aves; Passeriformes; Passerellidae
Gene: HEATR5B
Product: HEAT repeat containing 5B
Biological process (GO): endocytosis; intracellular protein localization; retrograde transport, endosome to Golgi
Cellular component (GO): endocytic vesicle; Golgi apparatus; membrane
Source: RefSeq, a predicted model, not a curated record
GAAAACGUUUUCACCUGCUGGAGUCCUUCAGGAGUGUGUGGCUUCGCCUAAAGUUGCCUGUUUCUCGGCUUUAUCACUUCAUUGAAAUCCACGCAUGAUGAAGAUACAACUAGUUGAUUUAGGCAUAGGGAAACAGCUGGGGAAUAGAAAGGAAUUUUAGUACCUCUGAACGUUUUGGAAUCUCUGAUGCUCCAGCAUACCUCACUGGCUGCUGGUUGGCUUUGGCUCUGCAUCCCGCGGGACAUCACAGUGUAUUUAUUUCUUGUAACAUUCACCGCAAGAUCCUUGCCAGGAUCGGUGAAACUCGGUAGGCUUCUCACUGCUUUUUGGAGCAAACCUUUGGCCAGCGUCAGUGAGCUUUGGAUUGUCUAUAGUUUCUACACAAAUUUGCAAUAAAAUUGGAAUUCAACCCAUUAUGGAGCUGGCUCAUAGUUUGUUACUGAAUGAGGAAGCAUUAGCUCAAAUCACAGAAGCAAAGAGACCAGUUUUUAUCUUUGAAUGGUUGAGAUUUUUGGAUAAAGUGCUGGUAGCUGCUAACAAGACAGAUGUCAAGGAAAAACAGAAGAAACUUGUAGAACAGCUAACAGGACUCAUCAGCAGUUCCCCUGGGCCACCCACACGGAAGCUGCUUGCAAAAAAUCUGGCUGCUCUCUACAGCAUUGGAGACACAUUUACUGUUUUUCAGACACUUGACAAGUGUAAUGACAUCAUCAAGAGCAAAGAUGACACUGCAGCCUACCUGCCCACUAAACUGGCUGCUGUGGCAUGUGUUGGAGCAUUUUAUGAAAAAAUGGGGAGAAUGCUGGGUAGUUCUUUUCCAGAAACUGUGAAUAACCUGUUAAAGUCGCUGAAAAGUGCAGAGUCUCAGGGCCGCAGUGAAAUCCUGAUGAGUUUGCAGAAAGUCCUCAAUGGACUUGGAGGAGCAGCAGCUUCUUGUCACCGUGACAUUUAUAAGAAUGCCCGGUCUCUGCUGACGGACAGAUCGAUGGCUGUGCGCUGUGCCGUGGCCAAGUGUCUGCUGGAAUUACAGAAUGAAGCAGUGUUUAUGUGGACAGCUGAACUAGAGAAUGUUGCAACGCUGUGCUUUAAAGCUCUGGAAAACUCAAACUAUGGUGUGCGAGUUGCAGUGUCAAAGCUUUUGGGGACAGUCAUGGCUACAGCGCUGAUACCAAAACAGGCAACAGUGAUGCGGCAAAAUGUGAAGAGAGCCACACUUGAGGAGGUCUUGGAGCUCAUGGCCACAGGAUUUCUGCGAGGGGGAUCUGGGUUCCUGAAGAGUGGUGGAGAGAUGUUAAAAGUGGGAGGAUCUGUCAAUAGGGAAGUGCGAGUUGGUGUUACCCAGGCCUACGUUGUGUUCGUUACCACACUGGGAGGGCAGUGGCUGGAGCGCAACUUUGCCACCUUUCUGUCCCACGUGCUUGACCUGGUGUCCCAUCCUCGUGCAACCCAGACCCACGUGGAGGCCGUGUACUCUCGAAGAUGUGUGUCCUUUAUCCUGAGAGCAACUGUGGGCAGCUUGCUGGGGGAGAAAGCACAGAUUGCAGCUGCCAAGGAAAUAUGUCAAGCCAUUGCUAAACAAAUGAAGGCAGUGGAAGCAGUAGUGAAUGAUGCUAACAGUGAGAAUAAAUCGGGAGCUGCUGAUGUAGCUGCAAGCCAGCAUGUGAUGGUGUGUGCCCUCCAGGAGCUGGGUAGUCUGGUUCAGAGUCUGAAUGCCACUGCAUCUCCUCUUAUUCAGGAACCCUCUAUUGGUCUGUUGGAGACAGUAACUUCAGUUCUUCUUCACCCCAGCAUGGCUGCUCGGCUGGCUGCUGCCUGGUGCUUGCGGUGUGUGGCUGUGGCAUUGCCCUUUCAGUUGACUCCAUUUUUAGACAGAUGUGCAGAAAGACUCAACAAUCUGAAGACCUCCCCUGAAGCUGUUAGUGGCUACAGUUUUGCAAUGGCUGCUUUGUUAGGUGGUGUGCAUCAGUGUCCUCUAGGCAUUCCUCAUGCCAAAGGAAAGAUGGUGGUCAGUAUUGCUGAGGAUCUGUUACGAACUGCUGCACAGAACAGCAGGCUCUCCUUGCAGCGGACUCAAGCUGGAUGGCUUUUACUUGGAGCUCUUAUGACUUUAGGUCCUUCUGUUGUCCGGUAUCAUCUGCCUAAGAUGUUGCUGCUGUGGCGAAACGUGUUCCCACGUUCUCUGAAGGAGCUGGAAGCAGAGAAGGCAAGAGGAGAUUCUUUCACCUGGCAAGUAACACUGGAAGGCCGUGCUGGAGCUCUGUGUGCUAUGAGAAGCUUUGUUGCUCACUGCCCUGAGCUCCUUACUGAGGAUGUGAUCAGGAAACUGAUGACACCCAUAGAAUGUGCCAUGACAAUGAUGUCACACAUUCCAUCGGUAAUUAAAGCCCAUGGAGCUCAUCUCAAAGCCAGUGCAGCUAUGGUUCGUUUAAGACUUUAUGAUAUAUUGGCUUUAUUGCCCCCAAAGACAUAUGAAGGAUCAUUUAAUGCGCUUCUUCGAGAGCUGGUAGCGGAAUUUACUUUGACAGACAACUCUGCUAAUACUACCACAUCACUCCUAAGGUCUCUCUGUCAUUAUGAUGAUAGUGUUCUGCUCGGCUCUUGGCUGCAGGAAACAGAUCAUAAGUCAAUUGAAGAUCAGCUCCAGCCAAACAGUGCGUCUGGAAGUGGUGCUCUGGAACAUGAUCCCUCUUCCAUUUAUUUGCGCAUCCCUGCUGGUGAAGCUGUGCCUGGUCCCCUUCCUUUGGGAGUAUCUGUCAUUGAUGCAUCUGUGGCUCUCUUUGGUGUGGUUUUUCCUCAUGUCUCUUACAAACAUAGAUUACAGAUGUUGGAUCACUUUGCUGAAUGUGUCAAGCAGGCUAAAGGUGUUCGCCAGCAAGCUGUGCAGCUUAAUAUCUUUACUGCUGUUCUUAGUGCCUUGAAGGGUUUAGCUGAGAAUAAAAGCACAUUAGGACCAGAAGAAGUCCGCAAAUCUGCUUUGACGCUUGUAAUGGGUGCCCUUGAUAAUCCUAACCCUAUUCUGAGAUGUGCAGCAGGUGAAGCUCUUGGCAGAAUGGCUCAAGUGGUUGGAGAAGCCUCUUUCAUUGCUAGAAUGGCUCAGUACAGUUUUGAUAAGUUAAAAUCUGCUCGAGAUGUUGUAUCAAGAACAGGGCAUUCCUUGGCUCUGGGUUGUCUCCAUCGUUAUGUUGGUGGAAUAGGUUCUGGACAGCAUUUGAAAACUAGUGUCAGUAUUCUCUUGGCUUUGGCACAAGAUGGAACCUCUCCUGAAGUCCAGACCUGGUCUCUCCAUUCCCUUGCCUUGAUCGUGGAUUCCAGUGGGCCAAUGUACCGUGGGUACGUGGAGCCGACGCUGUCACUCGUUCUCACGCUGCUCUUGACUGUCCCACCAUCACACACAGAAGUGCAUCAGUGCCUGGGCAGGUGCCUUGGGGCUAUAAUAACUACUGUUGGGCCUGAGCUGCAAGGUAACGGAGCUACGAUUUCAACAAUCCGUUCUUCCUGUUUGGUGGGAUGUGCAAUCACACAAGACCAUUCAGACUCACUUGUUCAGGCAGCUGCUAUAUCCUGCCUUCAGCAGCUCCAUAUGUUUGCACCACGGCAUGUCAACCUGUCCAGUCUGGUUCCCAGUCUUUGUGUCCAUUUGUGCAGCUCUCACUUGCUGCUGCGCCGGGCUGCGGUGGCGUGUUUGCGGCAGCUGGCUCAGAGGGAAGCGUCAGAGGUGUGUGAAUAUGCCAUGAGCUUGGCAAAGAACGCUGGAGACAAAGAGAGCAGUGCCAUCAACAUGAAUCCUUUUGCACCAGGGGCCGGCUCUCGGCGAGAAGCGCACUGCCGGCACCAGGGGGUUAAUAUCACAGAGACGGGCCUGGAGGGCGUCCUGUUCGGGAUGCUGGAUCGAGAGACCGAUCGGAAACUCUGCUCAGAUAUCCACGACACUCUGGGACACAUGCUUUCAUCUCUGGCCGUGGAAAACCUUUCUCACUGGCUCAUGCUUUGUAAGGAUGUUCUUGCAGCUUCCAGUGACAUGAGCACUGCUGCUCCCUUGGGAGGAGGGAAGGAUGAGGAGCUGGAGAAGAAGGAUGAGAUGGAUGAUGACACGAUGUUUACCACCUUGGGUGAAGAGGACAAGUCCAAGCCUUCUGUGGCACCUCGCUGGGCCACCCGCGUGUUUGCGGCAGACUGUCUGUGCCGGGUGAUCAUGCUGUGUGAGAAUGCCAACAAGGCUCACUUCGACCUGGCACUGGCUCGUUCAGCCAGACUUAAAAACCCAAAAAAUGACUUCUUGGUGCUGCAUCUCUCUGACCUUAUCCGGAUGGCAUUCAUGGCUGCCACAGACCACAGCAACCAGCUGCGCAUGGCGGGCCUUCAGGCGCUUGAGGACAUCAUCAAGAAAUUUGCAUCCGUUCCCGAGCCAGAGUUCCCAGGCCAUGUGAUACUGGAGCAGUAUCAGGCAAAUGUUGGGGCUGCUCUGAGGCCAGCUUUUUCCCAAGAUACACCAUCUGAUAUAACUGCAAAGGCCUGUCAGGUAUGUAGCGCUUGGAUAGGAAGUGGGGUUGUAAGUGACCUGAAUGAUCUCCGCCGAGUUCACAACCUUCUUGUCUCUUCCCUGGAUAAAGUGCAAGCAGGAAAGGGAUCUUCUAGCCAGCUUUACCGAGAGAGUGCAACUACUAUGGAAAAACUGGCUGUUCUCAAAGCAUGGGCUGAGGUGUAUGUCGUUGCCAUGAAAAUUAAGAAAGAAGCAGAAACCAAACCCAAGCGUGUUUCAAAGAGCGCAGAGGAGGAUGAGGAUGAUUUUGGUACUGUGAAUGAGUUGCCACCAGACAGUUUGAUAACGCUUGUACAGCCUGAACUGCCGGCACUGAGCCGGCUCUGGUUGGCUGCGCUCAAAGAUUACGCUCUUUUAACUCUACCAGCUGAGUUUGCUACCCAGCUUCCACCAGAUGGAGGAGCAUUUUACACUCCGGAGACAAUCGACACAGCUAGACUGCAUUACCGGAACUCCUGGGCUCCCAUACUACAUGCAGUGGCACUUUGGCUGAACAGUACAGGAUUUAACGUGUCAGAGUCAACAGAAGAGACUGCUGCAGCAAUGCCCAGUUCCCAGAAACGUGCUACAUCCAUUAUGCUAAACCAGACACCUGGGACUCCACCUACCACUAAAUCUUUACCAGAAAUAAACAAAGAUCGAAUGCAUUUAAUUUUGGGUGUUAGUAUACAGUUUCUGUGUUCCCCAAGACCUGAAGAGCCUGUAGAGCAUGUUACAUCUUGCUUACAAGCACUGCAUACUUUAUUGGACUCCCCUUGUGCCAGGAUCCAUAUUGCAGAGGAUCAGCUCCUUGGUGUUGAACUCUUGAGUGUGCUUCACCGACUCCUCCUGACCUGGGAUCCUCCUUCAGUCCAGCUGCUGGUUACAGGAGUUGUCCAGCAGAUAGUAAGAGCAGCUCAAGAUUAUUUGCAGGAAAAAAGGAACACGCUAAAUGAAGAUGAUAAUGAAGAAAAAGAAAAUCCUCUUGCUUUAGGAGAGGGAGGUGAGAGUGGUGGUCUUGUGCCUGGAAAAUCUCUAGUUUUUGCAGCCAUGGAAUUGCUGAUGUUCAUCCUAGUACGACACAUGCCCCACCUGAGUUCAAAAGUGUCGGAUUCUCCGAGUCACGUUGCUGCCAAAUCCCACCUCUCUGAGGAAAGCGCUCGUCUUGUGGCUGCCACCGUUAAUAUUCUGUCUGACCUGCCUUCCCUGUGUUCUCCAGCAGGGUGUAUGACCAUCUUACCCACUAUCCUAUUUCUGAUAACACGGGUAUUGAAAGAAACAGCAGUAAAGUCAGCAGAUAAUCAGGUCCCACCUCCAGUCACUGCAGCUCUUCAAGGCAUAAAAACUAUUGUUACUCUUCCAACAGUCAAGACUGAUGAAACUCAGAAACAAUGGACAGGUCUUAUCCGCAGCACUCUGGCAUCUGUCUUGGAAGACUCUCAGCCUGAAGCCUCUAAACCUAUUCUUGAUGAAGUAAGCAUACUUACAGCUAUUGCUCUCUUCCUCUUGUCAGCAAGCAAUGAAAUAAUUGGAGUGCAAUCUUUACAAAAUGGAUGUAUGAACAGAUUUAGAAGUGCAUUGAAUUCUUCUGAUCCUUGGGUUCAAGCCAAGUGUUACCAGCUUCUGCUUUCUGUGUUCCAACACACCAAUCGUGCCCUGUCCACUCCAUAUAUUCAUUCACUGGCCCCUAUCAUGGUUGAGAAGUUGAAGGCUGUGGAAAGGAGCCGCCCGAACAACAAUCUGGAGCUUUUAGCAGUCCAGGAAGGAAUUAAAGUCCUUGAAACAUUGGUUGCCCUUGGUGAGGAGCAGAAUAGAGUACAGUUGCUGGCCCUUCUCGUUCCCACUCUGAUCUCCUAUUUACUGAAUGAAAAUGCCUUUGCUUCUGCAUCUACAGCAUCCAAGGGUCUUCACGAGUUUGCACUUCAGAACCUGAUGCACAUUGGUCCACUUUACCCCCAUGCUUUCAAGACAGUAAUGGGAGCUGCUCCUGAAUUGAAAACACGUCUGGAAACUGCAGUCCGAGCAAGUCAGGCCAGCAAAGCAAAAGCAGCUGCUAGGCAACCACCACCCACAGUACAUUCCACCCCGACAAUUAAACUGAAAACUAGCUUUUUUUGAAUUACUUUUAUUAUUUUUGGACCAUUAAGUAGUCAGAAGCGUUACAUUAUCCCUGCAUACAUGUCUAAUUUUGUGUAAUUUGUGUGUGAAAGGCUGUCUAAUGGAGCUUUGUGUAAUUACUUGAAAUCCAUGCAUUACAAGGGAAGUGGUGUUACUUGUAUUUGUAUAGAUUUUUAGGAAAUUGUGAUCAUAUUUAUGAAUUUCUGUUAUAAAUUAUCCACCAAAAAUUAUUCUGUAUCUAAAUAGUUUUAUUUAUUUUUAAAAGCUAUCUCAAACCCUCCAGUGGUUUUUGAAAUCUGGUGAUUGUUAUCCCACCAUUGUGCCAACACACUAACACAGUGGGGAUGGAGAGAAGAGGAAAAACUGUUAUGAAGUACGUACCCUGUACCAUGGGGAAUUUCUGGUGUAGAAGUACGAAUUUUUUCCUUUUAUUUUAAAAAAAUAAUAGGGAAAGGGACUUCGUAGAUUGUUUCAGCUUGCAUGAAAAAAACCCCAAAACCCCACAACAAAAUAAUUGAAAAUUUUCAGCCUUUCUUAAGGUGAAUGAUCAAGCAUGCUGUCUUAAUGAGUUGUCCUUAUUUAUGUGGUGUAUAUCUCUUUCAAAUCCGUUUCCAUGCUUGAAAAUGAAUAAAGGAUGCAAAGAAUCUAAUCCCCUAUCUCUUCGAAUAUAAAUUUUAAAGAAUGCACUGGAAACUAAGUUUUUAAAGAGAGCUGCCUUCUAUCUGCAUUUUUGUAGGUGUAGAUCUUGGCCCUUGUAAGGUGUUUUCUGUUUGCAGUCUUCCUGUUCUGCCAGCAACUGGUUGAAUAUGUGAUGAGUCAGUGCUGUGCCCUUUGUCCAGACUCAUGGGUAUUUAACCUUCCUGCUAGAUUUUAUUUUCUGGAUACAUCAUACCUGUAGUCCUUGAUCAAGUUUGCAAGCAGAGGUACUGGAGCACUUUGCACUGUACUGACUCAGGAGGCAGAACACAGGUGGGAGCCAGGCUCCUCCAGCUUUUCCUUCUCCUGCCAGGCUUUUUUCAAAAGCACGUGGCUUCUCUCCCAUCUGAGUGAGUCUGAUGUGCAGAUUUUGGGGCUUUUAGUUCAUGUGCUGUGCUAACCUUGCAUGCACAGCCAGGGACUCCCAGUGUCUGCCUGUGCCAGGCCUCACCCUUCCUCUUGGCAGAAGUGUGGAACCAUGUAUUUACUUGUGUAUAUAAGACUGACUUACAUGACUUUUUUGACACAGCUGUUGAAUUUAUGGGCUUUUAUAGGGAUCUUUCUAUACAUUUUGCUUUAUAGAAAGAAGUAACAUUACCAGAGGUCUCUACUAGGCCUGCUGAAUUUCAUCUCUGAUGUUUCUCUGUAUACUCUGUAAAAACUGCAUUUCAGAUGCUUCAACUUCAAAUAUAACAAAGGGAUAGUAAAUAUAAUUGAAUAUGACUAAUAUCUGCUUAAAAUAUUUGUAGAUCACUAUUUUUGCAUAGAUACUUCCCUCUAGGCUUUCUAUUUUCCUCUAAGACCUUAUCUAAUAUCCCUUUGAGUACCUAUGCAAAAUGGUCAAGAUAAUGCUCUUUCGCCCUGUGGUAAGUUGGCUGUGUGCAAAAUAUUUAACAGAAAAUCAGAAAUGCUUUUAUUUCACAGUGAAUGUUGUAGUACUAAAGUGAGGACACAGCAAGUGGUGCGUACUCUAAUCUCAAUUUUUUUUGGUAAAGAUAGUAAUCAAGUCUUGUUCCAUUGUUCUGCAGGAGUAAAGAUACAUACAGAAGUAAAAACAAUGUGCUGUACAUGAGAAGGAAAGUAACUUCACUAAUUUUUUCUUCUUAUAUAGGUAGUGGGAAUUAAAUUGAUUUAACUACAUCCCUUUCUACUAAGUCUUUCCAGCACUACAAAUCUAUUUUGCUUAGAGGUUCUGAACCAGUUCAGCAUUUGAAAGUAUUAAGGACUCUUUCAGUUCAAAAUUAACACAAACAUUUUGCAAGUAAAACAGAAAACAAGUUUAUAACCUGUUUUAGAUUCCUUCCCCUCCACCAGGUAGUCUAGGCAUUAAUGACUUCUUGGAAAGAUUUUGUCUAUAAUCAUGUUUUGUUUGCCUUAAGUUUUAUCUCAGCAUUUUUAAGUUUUGGUUAGACUCUAGUUGACAAAAUGUCUGAAGAUUCGGAAGGGGGGAGGGAAGUGUAGCAAUCAAGCAUAACUAAGAAGUCAGUAGAACAAUAGAAAAAAGUUAGCAGAAGAGAAAAUGGCACUAGAUAGAUGUAGAGGGAGAAGGGAGAGGUUUUUCUUUGUAUUUUGUGUGGCUGUCUGCAACAUGCACAACUCUUGUUUGUAUACAUCCUUCCCCAGUUUAGUCCUCGUUCGCUUCUCUGCUUGCUCCUGAUACUAAAGUUAUUAUCAUGUGGUUUUACACAAUAUUUUGGCAUCAAAUUCCAUUUUAUUAAAAAAAACUGAAGUAACUUGAAA